Messenger RNA from Panicum virgatum (switchgrass), 1352 nucleotides. RefSeq lists its product as uncharacterized. NCBI's taxonomy places the organism in Eukaryota, Viridiplantae, Streptophyta, Magnoliopsida, Poales, Poaceae. The record is from RefSeq and is a predicted model, not a curated record. Bases 1 to 1212 code for a protein of 403 amino acids. The transcript has 3 exons. Gene Ontology annotation, molecular function: DNA binding.
AUGCGCUUGGCCCGCAAAAAAAUCCUGGUGGACAAAGCGGUGCACCUGCUACAAUACCGCGGUCCACUGCAGUUGUCACCUGCUAGGCCCGCUCAAGCCUGCAGGACCUGCUCGACCCUGCUCCUGGUGAGCGCCGCCGCUCACGAGGGCAACUCGCAGCGCCGCCCCCACGGCGCAUCUCGCAGCGCCGCCGUGUCUGCUGCUCCGCCCGUCUCACACAGCGAAGAAUCACAAAGCGUUGAUUCGCCGUCCGCAGACGUCGUCGGCGAUUCGACCGCCAGGGCGAGCGCUGCCAGUAGGCCGCAUCUGGCGAGCACCACCAGCAGGCCGCAUCUGGCGAGCCCGCGCCUCGCCGCUGCCGGCAACACUCCGACCGGCGUGCCUCUUUCUGCUCCUCCGGAAGCCAGAGCCUGUUUAGGCAGCUCAUCUAUGGCCAACUCUUCAGCAACAAAGCGUAAGAGGCCUUCAGAAGUGAGACCAAAAAAAAAACAAUCUGCUACGAAGCGUUUCAAGCCUCCAAUGGUGGGCAGCAAGCAACUAAGAUCUCCUGUGGUGACAAGGUCACCUGUGGUUACAAGGUCGCCAAUGAUGAGAUUGCUAGUAUCUCCUGUGGUUAUUGGGGUAAGGGGGUCUCCGACAUUGACUGCUACAUCUCCUAGCACAAAAGGGGGGUCGAUAUCUCCUGCCACAUCGUCAUCACCACACAUAGAAGAAGAAACAUAUGCAGCAGAUCCAAUACAUGAUGAAGCACCAAGUAAGGUACGCAAGCUUAGAUCUUCUAUCUGGAAAGAUAUGGAUCCUAUCUAUGAAGGUGGAAAAGUUGUAAAAAGCCGCUGCAAGCAUUGCUAUGAGGUAUUUUCUGCUGCACGUAACUCUGGGACUAGUCAUAUGCAUAGACAUGUGAGUGUGUGUGAGGAGAGGCUUAAGAUGGUUCAAGUGUUAGAUAAACUACAAUCCUCGGUUUUGCCAACAGAGUCAGCUGUUCUAACCAGUAACCAACUGAAAUUUGAUCGCUACAUCACUCGUUGUGAACUUGUUAGGCUGAUAGUACUUCAUGAGCUUCCUUUUUCGUUUGUUGAAUAUGAUGGAUUUCGUACAUAUUCAGCUAGCCUUAACCCACUUGCCGAGAAAGUUUCUAGGACAACAAUUACAGAUAAUUGCUUAGAAGCAUACAAAAACCAAAGGAAGAUAUUGAGAGACAUUUGGGGGUAGCCAAUGUAGAUUCUCAUUAACAGCAGAUAUUUGGACAUCUAAUCAGAAGAAAGGAUAUAUUUGUAUUACAUGCCAUUAUAUUGAUACUGAAUGGAAGAUUCACAAGAAGAUAAUCAGAUUUUGUGUGACAGAAACACUGC